CCGCAGGAGGACCUACUAUCCGGCACCGAGCCGGAGGGGGGAAACGGCGCCCGCCGCCCGCCCGGAGCCCGCGAGCAGCCCCAGUCCCCCCCGCCCGCGCGUGGCGGCGCCGGCGUUCUAGCCUCCGCGGCCCCACCUCUUCCGGCCUCGGCUGUCCGGGCCGCGUUCGCCUCCGCCUGUGGAUGCUGCGCCUCUCCGAGCGCAACAUGAAGGUGCUUCUUGCCGCCGCCCUCAUCGCGGGCUCCGUCUUCUUCCUGCUGCUGCCGGGACCUUCUGCGGCCGAUGAGAAGAAGAAGGGGCCCAAAGUCACCGUCAAGGUGUAUUUUGACCUACGAAUUGGAGAUGAAGAUGUAGGCCGGGUGGUCUUUGGUCUCUUUGGAAAGACUGUUCCAAAAACAGUGGAUAAUUUUGUGGCCUUAGCUACAGGAGAGAAAGGAUUUGGCUACAAAAAUAGCAAAUUCCAUCGUGUAAUCAAGGACUUCAUGAUCCAGGGCGGAGACUUCACCAGGGGAGAUGGCACAGGAGGAAAGAGCAUCUAUGGUGAGCGCUUCCCUGAUGAGAACUUCAAGCUGAAGCACUAUGGGCCUGGCUGGGUGAGCAUGGCCAACGCAGGCAAAGACACCAACGGCUCCCAGUUCUUUAUCACUACAGUCAAGACAGCCUGGCUAGAUGGCAAGCAUGUGGUGUUCGGCAAAGUUCUAGAGGGCAUGGAGGUGGUACGGAAGGUGGAGAGCACCAAGACAGACAGCCGGGACAAACCCCUGAAGGAUGUGAUCAUCGCAGACUGCGGCAAGAUCGAAGUGGAGAAGCCCUUUGCCAUUGCCAAGGAGUAGGGCCCAGGGACCUCUUCCUUUUAGUGACCAUCUGUGCAGGCCCUGUUGCCCUCCAGGGGGUGAAGUUAAUCUGCCACAGGGCUCUAAGCUGCACUGGCCCCGGUGCUGGCAUCUGGUGGACCCACUCCCCUCACAUUCCACAGGCCCAUGGACCCAGUUUUGUAACAAACUCCUGCCAACACUGACCAAUUUAAAAAAAUAUAUGGGUUUUUUUUUUUUU
Sapajus apella (tufted capuchin) is the source of this 1053-nucleotide messenger RNA. It is a transcript of the gene PPIB, whose product is annotated as peptidylprolyl isomerase B. Gene Ontology annotation, cellular component: intracellular membrane-bounded organelle. The record is from RefSeq and is a predicted model, not a curated record. NCBI's taxonomy places the organism in Eukaryota, Metazoa, Chordata, Mammalia, Primates, Cebidae. The transcript has 5 exons. Gene Ontology annotation, biological process: protein folding; protein peptidyl-prolyl isomerization. Gene Ontology annotation, molecular function: peptidyl-prolyl cis-trans isomerase activity. Bases 183 to 833 code for a protein of 216 amino acids.